GGGGCUCACAAGAUCACCCAGAGCAACGCCAUCCUUCGCUACAUUGCUCGCAAGCACAACCUAUGUGGGGAGACAGAAGAGGAGAAGAUUCGCAUAGACAUUUUGGAGAAUGAGGUUAUGGACACCCGCAUGGCCCUGGUGUGCCUCUGCUACAACCCUGACUUUGAGAAACUGAAGCCUGAGUACUUGGAGGCGCUCCCUGAAAAGGUGAAGCUCUUCUCACAGUUUCUGGGGAAGAGGCCUUGGUUUGCAGGGGACAAGCUCACCUAUGUGGAUUUCCUGGCCUAUGACAUCCUUGAUUAUCUGCGUAUGUUUGAGCCCAAGUGCCUGGAUGCGUUCCCAAACCUGAAGGACUUCAUAGCCUACUUUGAGGUGAUUCCUCUGAUCCUCCUCCUAUUUAUAUCUCUUCUAUCUUUCCUUUCUUCCUGA
Messenger RNA from Ceratotherium simum simum (southern white rhinoceros), 429 nucleotides. Lineage: Eukaryota; Metazoa; Chordata; Mammalia; Perissodactyla; Rhinocerotidae. The record is from RefSeq and is a predicted model, not a curated record.